Molecule: messenger RNA, 1061 nt
Organism: Durusdinium trenchii
Lineage: Eukaryota; Dinophyceae; Suessiales; Symbiodiniaceae
Source: the annotation of a GenBank genome assembly
CCCACUACAGUACAGCAGAAGCUACCGACCCAGCAAUGCCAUGGCCCUGGCCAUGGCUGCUGGUGGGUCUCGUCGAACAGAGCGCAGCUGAACAUGGCGCGCUGUGCCCUGACACAAGGGCGUCGGUGCCACCCAGCAGCAUCUUAGAGGAACAGCUCUGGCGCGAGGUGGACAACCUGCUGGAGCGGACCUAUGAUUGGCGCUACAGCGGUGCCUGGGCGCGAGCUGGGGAAACGCCGUUCGUGAGGAAGACCAAUGAAGAGUCUUUGCUCUUUUGUCUGACACAAGGAGGUCCGCAGAGAUAUUUUGUCUGGGGCUAUUGCAUUGGCCUGGCGGAGGAUCAGGUCGUGAAGGACGCCCAGGCACGCGUUGUGGGGCCCAAUGAGACCCUCCAAGCGCACACCUACGGCGAGGUGACCUCCAACGGAGUGCGGCAGCUGGUGCAGUUCCUGGGCUUGACCCACGCUGGCGAGCCGGCUGCCUUCCUGGACUUGGGUGGUGGUGUCGGCAAGAUGGUCCUCCAGACCUACUUAGAGGUGCCCAGGGUGACGCGCUCGUUGGCCGUGGAGCUGCACCCCACACGCGCGAAGCGCGGCAAGGAGGCGCUGGAGACGAUGAUCCGCUUUGGGGAGCUCCAAGAGCUGCGACAGAAGUCUCUGCAGAGCGCCUUGCUGAGCUCCAGCACGCAGGCGUCAGUGGCCUUGGCGCAGCUUCGGCACCAACGCCGGCGCGACGUCCAGUUACUGGAGGCGGACAUGUUUGAGGUGGACGUGAGCGAAUUCACUCAUAUCUACCUGGCCUCGCUGACCUGGGGCGCCCCGAUGAUCCGCCGGGUGAGCCAAAAGCUCCACUCUGAGGCACGAAGCGCGCGGGUGGUGGCGGCCCUGUCGCGGCUCGAGGGUUUGGACGGCUUCGUUGAAGAGGAGUUCAACCUCCAAACGAGCUGGACGACUCGGAGUGCGACCGGCUCACGCUUGUUCGUCUACACGAGGAGUGGUUCCUGAGCUACUGCGCUCAGCCACACUGUGGGCGGAAGAAAAGGAACUGCAAGCUGCGCGUGG